CAUCCAUCCAUCCAUCCACACCCCAGCCAUCCAGCCAUGGGUCUGAUGAGCGAGGACAUGGAGUGCUGCGUCUGCCUCCAGCCCUACUCUCGUAGGGAGAAGAUCCCUCGGAUGCUCCACUGUAAGCACACAUUCUGUGGGCUGUGCUUGCAGGCGAUGUCCAGGCUCCAGAGCGGCCUACCGACAGUCUGCUGCCCCCUGUGCCGUUGGAUCACCUGCACCGAGCCCAGCCUCACCGUGUCGGGGUCGCUGUGGGUUAACACUGAGAUCUGGGACCAGAUACUAGACACACGACAGGAAGAGGAGGAGGAAGAGAGGAAGCAAGAGAGGAAGGAAGCUUACAGACAGACACAGACCACUACACAGUACACAUGGUCUCCAUCAAGGCAUUGUGACCUGAGACUAAAACUACGGAAUUUCCUGAGGAGGAUAAAGCACAAUGUACUGUAAACCGAGAAGACGAAGAGCAGAGAAGAAGAAGACUGGAUUUGACCAUUUCAGAGUAGGAGAUACUCAUUGAGUAAUGAAGAUAAUUCACAAAACAGGACCGACCGGUGAUUUUCCAUAAUGAAGCAAGAUUGAACCUUUUAUCAAUGUAAUUGUCUGCAUCAUUUCCAAUCCCCCAUAUAAGGGAAGUGGGAUUUGUUCAUCCUCAUUUGACAUGUUUUAUUUAUCUGUUCUGUUUGAAGAGCAUGUUUUUUAUACUGGAAUUAUAUUUAUUGGU
Messenger RNA from Salvelinus namaycush (lake trout), 724 nucleotides. Its product is annotated as E3 ubiquitin-protein ligase rnf168-like. Gene Ontology annotation, molecular function: ubiquitin protein ligase activity. The transcript has 2 exons. The record is from RefSeq and is a predicted model, not a curated record. Bases 37 to 450 code for a protein of 137 amino acids. Gene Ontology annotation, biological process: protein ubiquitination. NCBI's taxonomy places the organism in Eukaryota, Metazoa, Chordata, Actinopteri, Salmoniformes, Salmonidae.